AAAGUUUACACUACAGACUUUUCUGUCAAUGAGCACUGAUUUUUCUUAUAGAUCUAGACGUCUAGAUCUAGAUCUGGAAUCUACUACAUUCAUAAAAUAAAAAAAUUACGUCUAUAGUGGUAAUAUUAGGCGCAACGCGAUGGCACACAGACUACACACACUUAAGGGCCACCUUGGCAGCUCACUUGCUCUGAAGCCGUGCUCCCAGUCAGAUAAACCUGAGGAUGUGGUCAUUGUGUCUGCUCUAAGGACACCCAUAGGGAAAGCUAAAAGAGGAUCUUUUAAGGACACACACGGGGACGAGCUAUUGGCUGCUGUGUUUAAAGCUGUGCUAGAUGAAACUAAAAUAAAUCCCUCUGAACUUGGCGACAUAUGCGUUGGAAAUGUCCAGGAUCCACAGUCACUACUUACAGUUCGUCUGGCUCAGUUCUACUGUGGGAUCCCAGAAGACGUUCCUGCUUAUACCACCAAUCGUGCCUGUUCAUCUGGCUUGGUGGCCUUGGCUAAUGUGGCAGGCAACAUACGUAAUGGUGUGUACAGAAUUGGCCUUGCAGGAGGUGUGGAGUCAAUGAGCACCUAUGACAUGGGCAAGAACAAAAAUAUCUCCCUCAAUCCUAGAGUUGCUGACCUCCAAAAGACUCUAGACCUACUUCUUCCAAUGGGAAUAACAUCAGAAAAUGUGGCUGAAAGAUUUGGAAUAUCCAGACAGAAACAAGACGAGUUUGCUCUCAGCUCACAGACAAAAGCACUGAAGGCAGCAGAGGGAGGUCUGUUUGAUGCAGAAAUUGUGCCAGUUACUACAAAGAUUUUGGACGAAAAUGGACAAGAAAAAAUACUUACCGUAAGGAAGGAUGAUGGUAUCAGAGCAACAACUAUUGAAGGCUUGAGCAAGCUAAGACCAGCAUUCAAGGAAAAUGGUUCAACAACAGCUGGUAAUUCAAGUCAAGUGAGUGAUGGAGCAGCAGCUGUUCUUAUGAUGACACGUGAUGAAGCCCAGCGCAGGAAACUGCCCAUCUUAGGAAUUUUCCGUUCUUUUGCUGUCAAAGGUUGCCCGCCAGAUGUGAUGGGCAUAGGACCGGCUGUUGCAAUUCCUUUAGCCCUGGAGAAAGCUGGUCUCACUGUGCAAGACAUUGAUGUGUUUGAAAUAAAUGAGGCCUUUGCCAGUCAAGCUGUAUACUGUGUUGAGAAGUUGAACAUCCCAGCAAACCGGGUCAACCCCAAGGGUGGGGCCAUAGCUUUAGGUCACCCCCUGGGCUGUACAGGUGCUAGACAGGUAGCUACACUGCUGCAUGAACUUAAGAGACGAGGGCAGAGGGCCUAUGGUGUGGUGUCAAUGUGUAUUGGAACUGGGAUGGGGGCCGCCGCAGUAUUGGAGUACCCUGGCUCAACAUGAGAUCACCUGGGGACAAGAUGGAAUAUGUUGAACAAGAUAUACAGAGGACAAAUAUUGGACUCCACUUAAUCAGUUGGACUGACUUGUAUUGACUGAUAUUAACUACUGACAGUUAUUUGCUAAACCAAAUCAAUAAAUGAUUAUACCACAA
Molecule: messenger RNA, 1544 nt
Organism: Physella acuta
Lineage: Eukaryota; Metazoa; Mollusca; Gastropoda; Physidae
Product: 3-ketoacyl-CoA thiolase A, peroxisomal
Biological process (GO): phenylacetate catabolic process; fatty acid beta-oxidation
Cellular component (GO): peroxisome
Molecular function (GO): acetyl-CoA C-acyltransferase activity
Source: RefSeq, a predicted model, not a curated record